AAGAGAUCCUUUGCACGCAUUGAGUUGUGGCUAGGUAAUCAUUACUUAACUGCAUCUCCCCCCUUAGCCCAAGUUGCCCCGCGUUUAAGCAACGAACUUCAACGAAGCGCUAAUCGGCCUACCUAGUACCGAGUACAUACUUAGGUAGCAAAUACUAUUCAAUAUCCAAGACCAGGAACCUGGUUGAGGACUACCCGUCUGCCCCGUGUAUACACACACCCGGGGCAUAGAAUGUUACCCUAAACCCUAUGUACUGUUCUAUUAACACAUACUGCCCACAAUGCCCAAAGUCGAUAACGAGAUCAAUGGGCGUCUAGCCCUGAUAACAGGCGCUUCUGGAGGACUCGGAUCUGCUUGCGCUCGAGACUUGUGGAAUAACGGUGCCUCCCUAGCUCUGACUUGCUUUCAGAACAGAAAACCGUUAGAUGAUCUAGCCGAGGAGCUACGAAAAUCAGAUGGUGGUAGUGAAGGUCGCAAGAUUAGUAUCCAUCGCGUGGAUACUGCCUCGGCCGAGGAUAUCGAGCGGCUCUUCCACGAACUCAAGGAGCAGCAUGGGCAAGAUGGUCCAGAUAUUCUAGUCUCAAACGCGGGAUAUGGGAAGAGACAACCCGGCAUUCUGGAUGUGAGUCUGGAAGAGUUCGAUUACACCCUCAACGUGAACUUGCGAGCUUCGUUCAUCCUUACAAAACUGAGCAUUCCGCACAUGGAAGCCCAAGAGUGGGGACGAAUUAUAUUCAUCUCUUCUAUCGCCGCGCAAGGGGGGGGCAUCAACGCUUGUCACUAUGCAGCCUCGAAAGCUGGUCUAACGGGUAUGAUGAAGAAUCUGGCCAUGAAGCACGCCAAGGUAGGGAUUACUGUCAACGACGUAGCCCCGGCCAUGAUUGGCGAGACCGGGAUGAUACCGGACGCGAAAUUCGUCGAGGGUACGCCGGGCGACGUGAAGAAUAUUCCGGUUGGUCGAUUAGGGAUGCCGCAAGAAUGCGCAAACGUCGUUACCAUGAUGUGUAAGACAGGCUAUUUAACCGGGCAGAGCAUUCUACUGAGCGGUGGUCUGAAAUAGGUAGUUAUACUUGGGUUCAGCUUGUGUGUUUGCGCCUUUCAAAUCUGACAUGCAUUCGGCAUACUUGCUCAGUCCAGCCAAUUGAAGAAAAACACGAUUAAUUAAUUGGCUUACCGUGGUAUAAGCUGUGUGAGGCUUUUCUUUUAUGCAUAGGUAUGCUGUUACUUUGUGUAGGUUAGUAAUUGCAUUAUAUCGUCAGAUAUGUUUCCAGGUUAGUUGGAGAAGUAUCAAUUGAUAAACCCGUUACUAGUA
Molecule: messenger RNA, 1312 nt
Organism: Hypoxylon fragiforme
Lineage: Eukaryota; Fungi; Ascomycota; Sordariomycetes; Xylariales; Hypoxylaceae
Product: NAD(P)-binding protein
Exons: 2
Coding region: 281-1060 (259 amino acids)
Molecular function (GO): oxidoreductase activity, acting on the CH-OH group of donors, NAD or NADP as acceptor
Source: RefSeq, a predicted model, not a curated record